Messenger RNA from Vanrija pseudolonga, 1250 nucleotides. Its product is annotated as NmrA-like family domain-containing protein 1. The transcript has 6 exons. NCBI's taxonomy places the organism in Eukaryota, Fungi, Basidiomycota, Tremellomycetes, Trichosporonales, Trichosporonaceae. The coding region runs from base 180 to 1076 and encodes 298 amino acids. The record is from RefSeq and is a predicted model, not a curated record. Gene Ontology annotation, cellular component: nucleus.
GGGCUGUUGUCUGUCAUGUGAGGAGGAGGACGAUGGAGGUGGGCAGGGCGUCGUCUAGACACAACGACGAGUAUAAGAGGGGCGUUGGCAACGGCGAGCUAGCCUGCUACCCACCCACCUCACCACUCUCUACCCCUUGACCAACUUACUGACAGCUACCCAACUCACCCCACUCCACCAUGGCAUCCCGCAAAAUCGUAGUGUUCGGCGUCACGGGCGUGCAGGGCACGUCGGUCGCCAAGGCGCUCCUCGCCGACACGCAGCACAAGUGGCACGUUGUCGGCAUCACGCGCAACCCAGCGAGCAGGAGCAGCAAGGCCGUCGCGGCCCUCGGCGUAACCCUCGCCCAGGGCGACCUCGACGACCCGGCCUCGUACGCGCCAGCCAUGUCCGGCGCGUACGGCACCUUCAUCAACGCAAACUUCUGGGCGACGUACCGCGGCGACUCGGCCCCAGCGAAAGCCGCCGAGAUCCGCCAGAGCUCCUCCGCCGUCGACGUCGCGCUCGCGGCUGGUGUGCAGCACAUCGUCUACUCUGCCCUCGAGAGCUUUGCGCCCGCGCAGGAGCUGCCGCAUUUCGACUCCAAGGCUGAGGUCGUGGCCUAUCUCAAGGCCACCAAGGCCCCCGCCACUCCCCUCUACGCGUCCUACUACUACUCCAACAUCCUCGGCGGUCCGCGCGGCCCAGUGCUCAACCUCCCCUUCCCCGAGACGGCCGUCAUCCCCUCGUUUGACCCCGACCAGAUUGGGCUGUGGGCGCGCGCCGCGUUCCGCGACCCGGCCAAGUGGAUCGGCAAGGACAUGUACGCUGCCGGUGACAGCAUCACGCCCAAGGAGAUGGCGGCGGCGCUGUCCAGCGUCGUGGGCACCCCGGUGCGCGCGCUCAACCUCUCGCGCGAGGAAUUCAUGCAGCUCGACGGCGAUAUCGACCACGAGCUGUGGCUCAACUACCUCGCCAUUGUGGAGGGCCGCUGGCACCGCGACCCCAAGGCCAGUCGCGAGAUUGUGCCCGAGGCUUGGGACUUUAAGACGUGGGCUGAGAACACGCCCGAGGUGAGGGAGCGCUUCGGUGUGUAGUGCUCGGGCAGUAGUGGCGGCCAUAGGAGCGCUUGCUCGUCGAAUGCCCCUCGUGCAGAUGCCACUGUGCCUGCCUCGCUCGUGUCGACGACCAUCAAUCAGGCAGCAUGACACAGAGUAGGAACUGGCAGUAUUCAGGACCCAACCCUUAUUGUUAUGCAAUCAAGAAUGGCG